Messenger RNA from Belonocnema kinseyi, 2535 nucleotides. RefSeq names its product transformer-2 protein homolog beta-like. Gene Ontology annotation, biological process: positive regulation of mRNA splicing, via spliceosome. Gene Ontology annotation, molecular function: RNA binding. The coding region runs from base 192 to 1139 and encodes 315 amino acids. Lineage: Eukaryota; Metazoa; Arthropoda; Insecta; Hymenoptera; Cynipidae. Gene Ontology annotation, cellular component: spliceosomal complex. The record is from RefSeq and is a predicted model, not a curated record. The transcript has 4 exons.
GGUUAUUUUAUGUAAUAAAAAAAUUAGACCUGGAAAAACUUGAAUUCUGUACCUGGAAAAGCUGAAGACUUUGAAUUUCGUUCAUAAGUAUUGAUGGACAUCCUGGUUUCAAGUAUUUUUCACACUGCUUUUUAAAAAUUUAAAAACUAAUUUCUGACUGCGAUUUAAAAAGGCUACUUUUUUCAUACUUCAUGUUGUCUUCAGAAAAAUACUUUUUCAUGCUUCUUUUUUCAGUUCCAUGGGGCAACUUGGAAGGCAGUAUAUUUAAAGAAAGAUAUUAUAAAAGUAUUGUGUUUUUUUUUCUGUUUGCACUUCAUCAGCGAAGCGGCAGCCGCAGUGCGAGUCCCAGAAGAGUGCGUGCAGAGGCCAUCCGUGAUUCCCGUUCUCGUUCGCGUUCCCGGAAGUCCAGAGAGAGGAAGGAAGUACACAGGGCGAUGAAGGAGUACUCCAGGUCCCGCAGCCGUUCCGCAUCGAGAGGACGCAAAUCCUACCGAAGCAGCAAGUACGGGGGCCACCGAAGUCGCAGCCGCAGCCGAUCACCAUACCGAGGAGGACGCUAUUCUCGCAGCAGGUCUCGAUCAUACUCUCGCACUCGCUAUUCACGCGAGAAAGACAGAAACCUGUACCGUAGUUCACACUCCCGCAGUCCUAUGUCAUCCCGAAGACGUCACGUUGGGAACAGAGACAACCCGUGCCCAUCCAGAUGUCUCGGAGUCUUUGGCCUGUCCAUCUCGACCACGGAGCAGCAAAUCUACCACAUCUUCUCCAAGUACGGCCCAGUCGAGCGAGUCAUUGUCGUCAUCGAUGCCAAGACUCGAAGAUCGAGAGGAUUCUCUUUUGUGUAUUUCGAGUCUUCCGAGGAUGCCAAAGCAGCCAAGGAUCAGUGUACUGGAAUGGACAUCGAUGGUCGGCGCAUAAGAGUGGACUUUUCGAUUACGCAAAGGGCACACACACCUACUCCUGGAAUAUACAUGGGCAAACCGACUCACCUUCAUGAAAGAGAAUUUAGCGGUCCUAGACGCAGAGAGAGUAGUCACAGAGGAAGCUACCGAGGUCGUUCACCAAGUCCCUACUACCGAAAGCGCUCUUCUCGCUACGAAAGGUCCAGGUCUCGCUCGUACUCACCACGUCGGUAUUAAGUGACACGAGUGUGAUGCGAGGGGCCAGGUGUUGUGGGAGCCAUUUGUGUGACUUGACCCUUUGACCCCCCUUUUCUUCUUUCACUGUAUAAGGGGUCAAACUCUACUUUCUAGUUGUCGCUAUUCUCACCUUUCCUAGUUGUGCUCGACUGCGUUUCACGAAUUCGGCAGUUUAUUAUUUUUUUAACCCAAAUUGACCAUGACGGGGACUCGAGAGAAAGAGAGAGAGAGAGAGAAAGAGCGAGAAAAAAUGCAGCACAAAAUAGAAAGGUUAGAAUGGAUACCGAAGCCUUAUCUUCACACAUGGACACUGAUGAAUCGCGCGUUUGAUGAUAAGGCUUUCUUGCAGAUAUUGUAAUCGUAAAAACUACGAUGUAAAGGUUGGAAUACGAUUGCUGGCUUUUUUUGUCUUGUAUACAACUUGCGGCGAUAUUUUUGCUAAAUUGUAUUCCAGCCAAUUGUGCAGUAAGGUACCAAUUUCUGUAAAUGACUAUCUGAUAAAGUUGGUACCUCAUAAGUAAAUUAUUAUUUAAGGUGAUAAUAAGUAAAUAAAUAAAUGAAUGAAUAAACAAAUAAAAGUGUAGAAGUAGGCGUAUGUUCUCUAACAUGUUUGUUUGUUUAUAAGGUUUUGAAUCAAGAGGUAUUGGAUGAUAGAGGGAAGUUUGAAGUUUCACUCUGAAAAUAUGAAAAUUUUGCAAAGAAAAAGAGUUGAAGACAAGAUUUCUGAAGAUGUUUCUCUUGCUCGAAUUUCAAGAUCCGAAGGUUUUUCGCGCUUGUGACAAAGAAUAUGAUCCGAAUCCCAUUCAAUUCCGGCCUUGAAGAGCUACGAGCAAGCCUCAAGAGAAAAAAAGAAUCGUUGGGCGUCGAGCCCCUGACCCGGACAAGUCGGUGGUUGGGGGUGAAACUGGCCGAACAUUAACGAAAGUAAUCAAGAGUCAUCGAAUUUUUUUUUUCUUAGGUAGGGGUGAGUGCCGAAGGUGCGCUCAAAAUUAUAAUGAUCAUAUUCUUUAUCCGUUUUUUUUUAAAUAUUUUUUUUUCUCAUAACGACGUAAAGAUCUUUUUUUUUUUUCAAGAACAAAUAAAUAUUUUUCUCCUUUUUCCAUAUCCCGUCCCUCCACCAUCCUACCUCCAUCUCGAUAUUGACGUAUUAUCGAAAGUAUAGUUUGCAUUAUAGACGCAUCACUGUUUUUACCAAAUCUUCAUAAAUUCACAUUUUAAUACAGUAAGAAGCUGCGUCUGCAUUCAUCUGUCGGCGAAUAUUAUAGAUUAAUUAGUAAUCUUCGAAAAUACCUUAGUUUUAAGUCGACUUUUGUGUAAAAGAAUGUGGAUUUGAUUGCAUCAGCUGCAGAGAAGAUUAAAUUUGAAAAUUAAAUGAAUUUUUUUAACCAAAGAAAAA